CGCACCGGUGAACUUUAUUGUGUUUCCCGGAUCCUGGGGUCUGGAGGCGGUGAAGUAUGCUCUGGGCGAGGACCAGCGGGCGUGGGACAGGGUUUCUGCGCGUCUUGCGACGUUGACAGUCCCUCUCCCUGUUUCCCUAGAGUGGUUGGGGCGAAUCUCUCUGUGCGGAUUUCGAGAAGGAAGGGGGCCGCCGGCUGCGCGGCUGGGUCAAGUGACUGACACCGGCUCGGCUGCCUGGGCCGCCAUCGCUUAGACCAGUGGGGGGCGGGGCUCGAUUGGCAGUUUAGAAAAAGAGGUAAAUAAGUUGGCUCCCGGAGGGUUGUUUAUUUCGAAAUUAAUGACUUUCGGAUUCUUCUUCCUGCAUCUGGUUCUGUUUACUUCUGGACAAGCAAGGUAUAUUAAAUAUAAAAGUGGAUCCUUUCCGUGAUAAAUGAAAAUGGCCAAUUCUUUAAGAGGAGAAGUAUUGAAUCUUUAUAAAAAUCUGCUGUAUCUUGGACGAGACUAUCCAAAAGGAGCAGACUAUUUUAAAAGGCGUCUGAAGAAUGUUUUCCUUAAAAACAAAGAUGUGAAGGACCCAGAGAAGAUCAAAGAACUUAUUGAACGGGGCAAAUUUGUAAUGAAAGAACUAGAAGCAUUAUACUUCCUUAGGAAAUACAGAGCUAUGAAACAACGCUAUUAUUCAGAUACCAACCAAACUAACUGAUCACUAUUACUAUAAUUUGACUGAAAAUCAGUGCCAGCUGUUUAUGUAUACCAGCUACUACAAAAAUAAUUCUAACUUAAAAUGUCGAGAUAUACAUUGUGUUAAAAAAUACCUGAGCUCCCUUACUGAACUAAAAUAGGUUUCAACUUCUAUUCAUACUGAGAGCUUUAUCAGCAACUUUUAUGCUCAGUUUUUAUACUUAAAUAGCAAUUUAUAUAAUGCUGCCAACUACCAAAGACUGAUGAGCACCCAAUUUUGAAUGAAAAAGUACUUAAUUUUUAAUUAAUAAAUUUUUGCCAAUUAUUUUCAGCCCAUCUCUGCAUUUUACUGAAGAGAAUGCCAUUUAAUGCACAUUUAAGUAAGCAAAAUAAUUUCUUGCAAGAUUAUUCCCCUUAACUUUUGAAGGAGUUCCUUAUUUUUGACUCCAUUUGGUACAUUAACAGCACAUAUUCAAGGUUCACUGCAAGAGAAAUAGCAUCUGGUAAUGAUUUAAGUGUAGUUAGUAGAAAUAAUAUGUACAGAGUAAGAUUAUUUCUGAACUUGAAACAGCCUGCCAGCGACUGGCAUUACAUAUACACCUAUUUAAUUAUUUCCAUUAUUAAUUUUGCCACUUGGCUACCUUUGGGCCUUAAAACAAAUCACCUGUUGUAUAUCAAUUACCUUCUUCAAUAAAAAGUAAUAAAUAAUGUUAUUCU
Molecule: messenger RNA, 1398 nt
Organism: Hippopotamus amphibius kiboko
Lineage: Eukaryota; Metazoa; Chordata; Mammalia; Artiodactyla; Hippopotamidae
Gene: ETFRF1
Product: electron transfer flavoprotein regulatory factor 1
Exons: 3
Coding region: 431-703 (90 amino acids)
Biological process (GO): respiratory electron transport chain
Cellular component (GO): mitochondrion
Source: RefSeq, a predicted model, not a curated record